UGGUAACGCAUGUAUUUGAGAUUCUCGAAUAUCGAAUGCCUUCAAAGUUCUUUGUCUCAAUCUGUGAGACCUGCCUCGUCGCUGACACGUGUUGGAUAUUUAUGAGAUCAAUGAACCUCUUUUGUCUCUAAUGAAUGAUCCCUGCAACAUUGAUCACGAUAAAUUCCACGUUAUGUAAUCUCGGAUCAACCCACACGUGGAUAGCGCCGAAACAACACAUGGCUCUACAGCUCCAACACCAGCGAAAUCAUCACCAGAUAUCGCACUCACACCAGCCAGCCAGUUCAAACAGCCUGGCUGCUGCAUCGCCAUGCCGUCGGCAUCUCGUCAAAAUGCCUCUCCCAUUCCGCACAUCCACGCCCUCUGCAUGGAAGAUGAAUACAGCACCGCCCUCCAGGCCGCCGUCGAAGCUCACAGCCUCUCCUCCGUCUCAAUCACCUACCACAACUGCGCCCUCUCCUUUGUAGAGGCCGAGUUCGAUCUCAUCGUGUCUCCCGCAAACUCAUACGGCCGACUGGACGGAGGCUUCGACGAUGCCAUCUCGCGCUCAUUCUCUCCUCGCGACGACUAUCUCGCCCUCACAAGAGCUGCCCAGGCAAAGCUGUACGACGAAUGGCGCGGCUUCGCUCCUCCGGGAACCUGCACGCUGCUUCGCAUCCCCGACGACUUCCACGCCCGCUCACGGAACACCUGGAAUACCAAAUAUCUGGCACUGUGCCCGACAAUGCGAGUCCCGCAGAACGUCAACUGGGAUCAUGAGGUUAUCUACGAGUGCACGUGGAGCUUGCUCUGUGCGAUAGAUAAGCACAACCGGGCAGUUCGUGAGGGCAGACUGAGUGGGAGACAUGACGAGAUCCGCAGCCUUCUCAUGGUUCCUAUGGCUACGGGCGUGGGAGCUGUGAGUCCCGAGAGAUGGGCGAAUCAGACAGUUCUUGCUUUCGAGCACUAUGUUGAUGCGAUGGAAAACGAGUCCAAAUGGAGCUCGCUGGAACCUGGCGAUAUUAUCGAAUAUGCACAUGAAGUUGAGCAGACGUGGGAGCUCUAGAGCGGCUGCUGCUGUCUAUCAUCCAUUGGAAGACGUAUAUGCUUCGGUUCGUGUCGCGUCGUAUCGUAUAUGGCCUGCGGUGACAUGAGAAAAGAAGCCAUGUACUGAUUUGACCAUGUCUAUGACGGGUUCCAUCGCUUGAAUAGGCCUGCUGAGCAGCUCCCUAGCGGUUGAGCUCACCUAGGUCGGCAUUGAGAUUUGUGCAAACUUACCUCGUGCAUC
Trichoderma harzianum CBS 226.95 is the source of this 1267-nucleotide messenger RNA. RefSeq lists its product as hypothetical. The coding region runs from base 311 to 1045 and encodes 244 amino acids. Lineage: Eukaryota; Fungi; Ascomycota; Sordariomycetes; Hypocreales; Hypocreaceae. The record is from RefSeq and is a predicted model, not a curated record. The transcript has a single exon.